UCCUCUCUCUCUCUCUCUCUCUCUCUCUCUCUCACAUCGUAUAUUUAUAACUUUUUCUAAGUUUCAUCAAAACGGAACCUAUUCAUUCAAGAAGAUUCUAAGCUUCUCAUCUUAUUGAGAAUUCUUAGAUCUUGAAUGCAGAACAUGGGCACAGUAGAUGGGCGGAGCUCGCUCCCUGAAAACCACUCCGACAAUGAGAGCAUUGGCAACGGUGAUCGCAUCGCCUUCAGCGGACCGCUGGUGAAUAAAAGCGUCGGCAACGGUGAUCGCAUCGCCUUCAGCGGACCGCUGGUGAAUAAAAGCGUCGGCAACGGUGAUCGCAUCGCCUUCAGCGGACCGCUGGUGAAUAAACGAGGCGGGAGAAAGAGUGCAAGAUUCAACAUCCCGGAAAGUACUAUUAUUGGUGGCAAUGGCGGUGCCAGCUCUAGCAAAGAUGAGGAAUAUGUAGAAAUCACUCUCAAUGUUCGUGAUGACUCUGUGGAGUUCCACAGCGUCAAGGCGGUCAGCGGAUCUGAGAAUGAGAACCCGGAAGUGAGAUUGUUGACACGGACACUCGAGAAACGGCCAUCGUUUGGUUCGUCUGUGAUUCAGACCGCCUCGUCGCGGAUCAAACAGGUGUCGCAGGAGCUGAGACGACUCGCAUCAAACACUCGGCGACCUACUGCGGCUCGGUUUGACCGGACCAAAUCGGCCGCAGUGUAUGCAUUGAAGGGUCUGAAAUUCAUCAGCAAGACAGAUGGUGGAGCUGGGUGGGCGGUGGUGGAGAAGCGGUUUGAUGAGCUUGCUGUUGAUGGAGCCCUUCCCCGCUCAGCUUUCGGGCAAUGCAUAGGUAUGAAGGAAUCAAAGGAGUUUGCAGGAGAGCUUUUCGAUGCACUGAUUCGUAGGAGGAAUAUAAUGGGGAAUUCAAUUACUAAAUCGGAGCUGAAAGAGUUUUGGGAGCAGAUUUCUGAUCAAAGCUUUGACUCAAGGCUACAAACCUUCUUUGAUAUGGUGGAUAAAAAUGCGGAUGGCCGAAUAACCGAAGAAGAAGUAAAGGAGAUUAUUACAAUCAGUGCUUCUGCAAACAAGCUCUCGAAGAUCCAAGAACAGGCUGAGGAAUACGCUGCAUUGAUCAUGGAAGAGCUCGACCGAGACAAUCUGGGCUACAUUGAGAUCUACAGUCUGGAGACAUUAUUGUUGCAAGCCCCACCUCAGCCUACUAGAGGACGGACGACGGAUAGCCGGAACCUGAGUCAGAUGCUGAGUCAGAAGCUGAAACCAACGGAAGAGAGUAACCCGAUUCGACGAGUGUACCAAAAAACUAAAUACUUUGUAGAAGAUAGCUGGCAGAGAAUUUGGGUAAUUGCACUGUGGAUCGGGAUCAUGUCGGUCCUGUUCGCAUACAAGUUUGUGCAGUAUCGGAACAAGGCUGUCUUCCACAUAAUGGGCUAUUGCGUCUGCAGCGCCAAAGGUGCGGCCGAGACGCUUAAGUUCAACAUGGCACUGAUUCUACUACCCGUUUGCCGGAACACCAUCACCUGGCUUAGGAACAAGACAAAGCUAGGCGUCAUCGUGCCGUUUGAUGACAACUUGAAUUUCCACAAGGUCAUUGCAGUUGCAAUCGCAAUCGGCGUCGGAAUACAUGCUGGUGCACAUCUAACAUGCGAUUUUCCUCGUCUUCUUCACGCAACCAAAGAGGAGUACGGGCCAAUGAAGCCCUUCUUUGGCAACAAUCAGCCAUCCAACUAUUGGUGGUUUCUUGAUGGCAUCGAAGGCGUGACGGGUAUGAUAAUGGUGAUCUUGAUGACGAUCGCAUUCACUCUAGCCACCCCGUCAUUCCGCCGCAACAAACUCAAGCUCCCGAGACCGCUACAUAAGCUAACAGGCUUCAACGCCUUCUGGUAUUCCCAUCACCUCUUCGUCAUCGUCUAUGUGCUCCUCAUUGUCCACGGCAUCUACCUCUACCUUUCCAAGGAAUGGUACAAGAAGACAACAUGGAUGUAUUUGGCCAUUCCAGUAGCUCUCUACGGCUGUGAGCGGUUGAUUAGGGCAUUCAGAUCGAGUAUUAAACCUGUUACGAUCCUAAAGGUUGCUGUCUAUCCCGGCAAUGUAUUAGCACUGCACAUGUCCAAACCUCAAGGAUUCAAAUACAAGAGUGGUCAGUACAUGUUCAUCAACUGCGCCGCGGUUUCGCCUUUUGAAUGGCACCCUUUCUCCAUUACUUCAGCUCCUAGAGAUGAUUAUCUUAGUGUUCAUAUCCGCACGCUUGGGGAUUGGACGCGCCAGCUCAAGACCGUCUUCUCUGAGGUUUGUCAGCCUCCAACUGCCGGGAAAAGCGGAUUACUAAGAGCUGAUAUGCAAGGAGGAAUCUGCCCCAACUUCCCAAGGGUGUUGAUCGACGCUCCAUACGGCGCCCCUGCCCAAGACUACAAGAAAUACGAGGUGGUCCUUCUGGUGGGGCUGGGCAUCGGGGCCACCCCUUUCAUCAGCAUUGUCAAAGACAUCGUAAAUAACAUGAAAGCGAGGGACGAAGAAGAAGAAGAAGAAGAGCUGGAGAAAGGAAGGAGACCAACGACUCCAAGUAAUAGAAGGAAAGGAGGAGGGUUUAAGACAAGGCAAGCAUACUUCUACUGGGUGACUCGCGAGCAAGGAUCUUUCGACUGGUUCAAAGGCAUUAUGAACGAGGUGGCUGAAUCAGACCACAAGGGCGCGAUCGAGCUCCACAACUACUGUACCAGCGUCUACGAAGAAGGCGACGCACGCUCUGCGUUAAUCGCGAUGCUGCAGUCGCUCAACCACGCCAAGAACGGGGUCGACGUCGUGUCGGGCACGCGUGUGAAGUCGCACUUCGCAAAGCCCAACUGGCGCAACGUCUACAAGCGUAUCGCGCUCAACCACCGCGACCAGCGAGUCGGCGUCUUUUACUGUGGGGCAGCUGGUCUCACCGAGGAGCUUCGCCAGCUUGCAUUGGAUUUCUCUCAUAAGACCUCCACCAAAUUCGAUUUUCAUAAAGAAAAUUUCUAGGAUCAAAACAGGCCGCGAAUCUCUCUCUCUCUCUCUCUCUCUCUCUCUCUCUCUCUCUCUCUCUCUCAUGUACAGCACAUUACAACAUAUACUACGACUUUGGAACCUAUAGGUGGGGCCCACCUGCUUACAUUUGAGAAAGAGUCAGGCAAAAUAAUAGUGGGCCACUACUCAUAUGGAGUAGGUAAGCCACAUGACAGGUAUAUCACGUGGUAAGGGUUGGUGAUAGUGGCAUUGGCCCACUUAGUGGGAAUCUUGUUUUGGUUUUGAGUGCAGGACGUAGUGGCGAUCGUGGUGGGGACAUUACUUCUCAAACUAACGUGAGAGAUUUUUUAAGAAAAAUGUAAAUUUUUUAUUUUUUUCUAUUUGUGAUGGUUAUAUUAUUAGCAACUUACAUGGCACUGCAUUAUUUUUUAUAUUAUAUAUGGUUGUAUGUAUACAUUAUUUUUUAUAUUAUAUGUUGAUGUUAAAAUCUGGUUCA
Magnolia sinica is the source of this 3484-nucleotide messenger RNA. RefSeq names its product respiratory burst oxidase homolog protein C-like. The record is from RefSeq and is a predicted model, not a curated record. The transcript is spliced from 12 exons. Gene Ontology annotation, cellular component: plasma membrane. Bases 136 to 3003 code for a protein of 955 amino acids. Gene Ontology annotation, molecular function: NAD(P)H oxidase H2O2-forming activity; peroxidase activity; calcium ion binding. NCBI's taxonomy places the organism in Eukaryota, Viridiplantae, Streptophyta, Magnoliopsida, Magnoliales, Magnoliaceae.